AUGGAUUUGGUAUUGAGAUUUCUUGUUUGGUGCAUUGUCAUUUUGGCACCAGCCCUGGUCCUCCUCCGCCAGCGGAUGAAAUCCAAGUCCAAGCAGCUGCCGCCUGGGCCCCCAGGAUGGCCAGUGUUCGGUAACAUGUUCCAACUUGGUGCCAUGCCACAUAAAACCAUAGCCAGCCUAAGGAAAGAGUACGGUCCUGUUGUUUGGUUCAGGAUCGGCUCAAUAAACACCAUGGCAGUGCUCACCGCAAAGGCAGCCACAGAGCUCUUCAAGAACCACGAUAUAAACUUUGUGGAACGCACAAUCACUGAGGUCAUGAAAUCCAAGGGCUUCAAUAAGGCAGCAUUGUCACUAGCCCCUUAUGGACCAUAUUGGCGUGUAAUGAAGCGCAUAAUGACAGUAGAAAUGUUGGUCAACAAAAGGAUCAAUGAAACCGUAUCCAUUCGGCAAAGAUGCAUAAAUAAUAUGAUCCAAUGGAUUGAAAAGGAAUCCACUUCAGCCAAAGAAUCAGGGGGGGUUCAUUUGGCGCGCUUUGUGUUUCUGGCCUCGUUCAACAUGCUGGGGAACCUCAUGUUAUCGCGUGACUUGGUGGAUCCACAAUCAGAAGAGGGGUCAGAAUUCUUCACAGCUAUGAUGGGGCUAAUGGAGUGGUCGGGCCAUCCAAACAUCGUUGACUUGUUCCCAUGGCUCAAAUGGCUCGAUCCACAAGGUUUGAAACGAAAGAUGGAUCGUGAUCAAGGAAUAACAUUAAAAGUUGUUGGGGGAUUUGUUGGCGAGAGGUUGAAAGAACGGCAAGAUGGUAAAGAAAAAAAGGACUUCCUGGAAGUUUUGCUACAGUUUGAAGGAAAUGGAAAGGAUGAGCCGGAGAAAAUAUCAGAGCAUGCCCUCAAUAUAAUCAUAAUGGAGGUGUUUUUAGCAGGAAUUCCUUUAGCCCACCGUAUGCUGCAUCUUGCACUGGGAUCAUUACUGCAUGAAUUUGAUUGGGAGAUUGACGAGAUUGCUAGGAAUGACAUUAUGGACACCAGAGAGAGAAUCGGAGUGACUGUUCGCAAAUUACUGCCAUUGAAAGCAAUACCAAUAAGGCGUAUGAUAUAA
Fraxinus pennsylvanica is the source of this 1095-nucleotide messenger RNA. The record is from the annotation of a GenBank genome assembly. Lineage: Eukaryota; Viridiplantae; Streptophyta; Magnoliopsida; Lamiales; Oleaceae.